UGUCUAUAGGAUUCGGACUGUCAAUUUCUUAAUAUGAUGGAUCGAUUCAUUUACGAUACUUGCUUGACUUCCUGCUUUUUAUGAGGCAGGGUAAAUAAGUGAAUUGUGUGUUUUGUGAUGGGCUUUAUUGCAACUUAUGGAUUGUUAAAUACCCCUAGAGCCCUCAGGAUGAACACUCCUGCAAGUGUCCCCGUGGAGAAAAUGAGACAAAUCCUCACAGAGGUAAUAGACAUUAUAGAGUCUCCACAGUAUGCCAGCAAGUUGGACGAGGCUAAGGAGGCAGCUGGCAAUGAGAUGCUCAAAAUGAUGCAAAUGGUUUUCCCAGCCAUCAUCCAGAUUGAAAUUGAAGUUAUCAAACGUCAUGGGUUCAGCAGUGCUAGAGAAGGUAUUGUGCACUUCACUCAGAUGGUUCGCCAGAUGGAGACCCAGGACAGUGAGAUAGCUCGUCUUCACGCUCAGAUCAGAAGCCACUACAUGCCUCCCGUGUCUAUCAGCUCAACAGUCGAUACCUCACUGUAAACUGUAAACGCCGGUAUCUCUCCCCGUAGCUGUCGCGAUGUCGUCAAAAGCACAUAGAGAUUGGGCAACAUACAUUACAUUCAUUUCUUUUGACUUAAUACCGAACAAUGUAUUACUAGAAUUUAUAAAUUUAAUAGCAUUUAUUUUAUAAUAAACUUUUCUAUAUUUA
Molecule: messenger RNA, 688 nt
Organism: Trichoplusia ni (cabbage looper)
Lineage: Eukaryota; Metazoa; Arthropoda; Insecta; Lepidoptera; Noctuidae
Product: protein C10
Exons: 4
Coding region: 118-519 (133 amino acids)
Biological process (GO): post-embryonic development
Source: RefSeq, a predicted model, not a curated record